This is a messenger RNA of Gadus chalcogrammus (walleye pollock), 1328 nucleotides long. RefSeq names its product electron transfer flavoprotein subunit beta (gene etfb). Lineage: Eukaryota; Metazoa; Chordata; Actinopteri; Gadiformes; Gadidae. Bases 155 to 919 code for a protein of 254 amino acids. The transcript is spliced from 7 exons. The record is from RefSeq and is a predicted model, not a curated record. Gene Ontology annotation, molecular function: electron transfer activity. Gene Ontology annotation, cellular component: cytosol.
UGUCAUUGGCUGUGAGAGGAACGCGAAUGUUUUUUUCCCCCAUUUUGCUCAACUCCCAUUGGUUGAGGCGAGAGGAGGACCUUCUAAUAUUUCCGACUUGCCAGCGGUGACCGAUGAGCUAACCUUGCUAGCUGCUACAACGAAGUCUAUAGACAUGUCUGGCCGAGUUCUGGUUGGAGUCAAGAGGGUCAUCGAUUAUGCCGUCAAGAUCCGGGUCAAGCCAGACCACAGCGGGGUGGUUACAGAGGGAGUGAAGCACUCCAUGAACCCCUUCUGUGAGAUCGCGGUGGAAGAGGCAGUGAAGAUGAAGGAGAAGAAGCUGAUCAAGGAGGUGGUGGCGGUCAGCUGUGGCCCACAGCAGGUCACGGAGACGAUCCGCACAGCGCUAGCCAUGGGUGCUGACCGGGGCAUCCAUGUAGAGGUGUCUGCCAAGGAAUACGAAUCCCUGGGACCCCUGCAGGUGUCAAAGAUCUUGGCCGCUCUCGCCAAGAAGGAGGAAGCUCAGCUCAUCAUCCUCGGAAAACAGGCGAUCGAUGGUGACUGUAACCAGACAGGACAGAUGACAGCAGCCCUACUGGACUGGCCGCAGGGUACCUUUGCGUCGGAGGUGACCUUGGAGGCGGGGCACGUGAAGGUUGUCCGGGAGAUUGAUGGCGGCCUGGAGACCAUCAAGAUCAAUACUCCCGCCGUGUUGACGGCAGACCUCCGCCUCAACACGCCACGCUACGCCACCCUGCCCAACAUCAUGAAAGCAAAGAAGAAGAAGAUCGCCAACGUCAAGCCGGCGGACUUGGGGGUGGAGCUGGCGUCGAAGCUGCAGGUGCUGAGGGUGGAUGAACCCCCCCAGAGAGAGGCGGGGGUCAAGGUGGAAUCGGUGGACGACCUCGUGGGGAAACUGAAAGAGGCGGGAAGGAUCUAGGGACCCCCUGGGAACGGCACCUGAAGGGUCCGGUGGAGUAGCAUUGUCGGGCUCCUGUUGCUCUGCAGGCGGAUACACUUGCCUUUGGCGCCCCCUGCUGGAUCAGCUGGAGAACGGCAGCGGUCCAACUCCUCCGCUGGACUCCUCCUCUGUCCCCUUUCAAAGACUCAUCUGUUGUUACUCUAGCGCAGCCCAGACUAACGCCUCCCCUGUAACCUGCUGACAGCACGCUGUGUUCAUGCUGUAAAUGUAAAUAUGGGUCCAAACGGACACCUAUGGGUUGUUAGCCCGGUCCUGCCACUCGGUACAACUAAACAUGAAAUUCUCUUUACCGCAAGCGCCUCAACUCCACACAGAUUGUACAGACCUCUACGAUGACAAUAAAAACUACGGUGUUCUUAUCCCGGCC